UUUCCGAAGGCGGUAGACGGAGUGGGUGCUGCCGCCUGAGACCGAGGCCUGAAGAGGGCUGAGACGCGCCCCAGGAGCGCAGUUAGGAGCUGAAACUCGCCUGGGUUUCGUGCAGAAGGCCGGAGUAAGGGCGUAGAGAAGUGGGGCGCAGGUGAGGGGGUCUGCAGUCCGUCCGGGGUCGGGCGUGCGCGGGUCCGGCGGACUGUAGUCGGAGCGCGCAGCCCGCCCGGGCGAGUUACGCAGCAGGCGGAGCUCUAUACUUUCUCUAGUGUUCUUCCUGAUGGCCAUCUGUACUUUUCAGUAUUGAACACUAAGUAAUGGCUAUGCAGCUACAGCUUGAAGCAAAUGCAGAUACUUCAGUGGAAGAAGAGAGCUUUGGCCCACAACCUAUUUCUCGAUUAGAGCAAUGUGGCAUACAUGCCAAUGAUGUGAAGAAAUUGGAAGAAGCUGGAUUCCAUACUGUGGAGGCUGUUGCCUAUGCACCAAAGAAGGAGCUAAUAAAUAUUAAGGGGAUUAGUGAAGCCAAAGCUGAUAAAAUUCUGACUGAGGCAGCUAAAUUAGUUCCAAUGGGUUUCACCACUGCAACUGAGUUCCACCAAAGGCGGUCUGAGAUCAUACAGAUUACUACUGGCUCCAAAGAGCUUGACAAACUACUUCAAGGAGGAAUUGAAACUGGAUCCAUCACAGAGAUGUUUGGAGAAUUCCGAACUGGGAAGACCCAGAUCUGUCAUACGUUGGCUGUAACAUGCCAGCUUCCCAUUGACCGAGGUGGAGGUGAAGGAAAGGCCAUGUACAUUGACACCGAGGGUACCUUUAGGCCAGAACGGCUGCUAGCAGUGGCUGAGAGAUAUGGCCUCUCUGGCAGUGAUGUCCUGGAUAAUGUAGCAUAUGCUCGAGGGUUCAACACAGACCACCAGACCCAGCUCCUUUAUCAAGCAUCAGCCAUGAUGGUGGAGUCCAGGUAUGCACUGCUAAUUGUAGACAGUGCCACCGCCCUCUACAGAACAGACUAUUCGGGUCGAGGUGAGCUUUCCGCCAGGCAGAUGCACUUGGCCAGGUUUCUGCGGAUGCUUCUGCGACUUGCUGAUGAGUUUGGUGUAGCAGUGGUGAUCACCAACCAGGUGGUAGCCCAAGUGGAUGGAGCAGCCAUGUUUGCUGCAGAUCCUAAAAAACCUAUUGGAGGAAAUAUCAUUGCUCAUGCCUCAACAACAAGACUGUACCUGAGAAAAGGAAGAGGGGAAACCAGAAUCUGCAAAAUCUAUGAUUCUCCUUGUCUUCCUGAAGCUGAAGCUAUGUUUGCCAUCAAUGCGGAUGGAGUAGGAGAUGCCAAGGACUGAAUCAUUGGUUCUUUUCCUGUGAUAAACCUUAAGUGCUGCAGCCUAAUGGAGAGGACUGCUCCCUGAGGUUCUUCACAGGCCUCUUCCUGUUGUGACUGCCAGGAAAAGGCUUCCAGGAAAACAGCUAUUAUAUCGGCUUUUCUUAUGGUGUAAACACGAGACAGGUCAGUAGUCACAAGCUGAUCUGAAAUGUUUAUUCCUUCUAGAGUAUAUUAAUCUCUAUGUGAAUUCUUUGGUUUGGGGUUGUCAGGUAUGAAGUACCUUUGACAUCAUAGUGCCUUGGGGUUGACUCAGGACUAACUGCUAUUGGCCAAUCUUAUGUCUCUAAGAGAACUAAAACUGGAGAGACCUGACUUCUCUCACUGAAUAACGUUGGGGAAAAAUAUGCCUGAGCUAUGUGGCAAAGGGAGUGGGUCUCCUCACAGGUUUUUUUUUUUCUCUGUCAGUAAAACUCUUAAAUCAGAAGCAGGUAAAGUUUGUGUGUCUGAAUUAGCUUAUAUAAGAAUGUUUUUUUAGAUAAGGGGUAUUGAGUAGGCCUGCUGGGCUACCAGCCCUUCACCAUCUACUCUUUUUUAAUGCUAAGAGCAAUUCAAGAUAGUUCUGGAAUCUUAAACAUUUCAGAAGCUCUUCAAGUAGAUUCAAUGUGGGACUGCCAAUAAAGUAGUUAUUUGUAGUGAAUGUGCUGCUUGUAGGAGUUAUUCUGAUACAAGCUGAAUAUUUCAGGAUAGGGCGUUCAUAAUAUAGUUUUGGCUCUGGGUAGGGUGAUCAGUUUCUAUUGCUUUAAAACUGAAAAGUUAAAAGGGAAGUCCUACAUUCAGAUGAUUCAUUUUAUACUCCUUUAACCUAAUAGAUCUCACAAGAUGGCUACACCAUGGCUUUCCUGUGGCCUUUGUUUUUAUUCUUUAAGUUUUGUAUUGUAUAGGGCUGGCUCUUGCCCAGAUUAUUCUACUUCAGGGGUUUGAGAUACUCCUUCCUCUUCAAACUUCUACUCAGGAUGGGUUCUAACCAACUCUUCCAAUUUCAAAGGGCCUCUCGCCUAGUAGUAGGAGGAGAGGCAGUACAAAUCUCUGCUGUUGCCUGUGUUGAUCCUACUAUAUGUAGGGAGAUAGGAAGACACAAUUUAAUGCAACUUUGUUUUAAAAACAGUUCUGUUCCCUGACUUUAUAGAACAGAGUACCUCCUAGGCCUUCUUUCAUUUCUACAUUACAGAAGAAACCUGGGAUGAAAUAAUAAAGCCACAGUAACAGAUUCUGGAAUGGAAGCUUGGUUCUUAAAUAAAAGCACCUCCAUCUUUUAGUCCUAUAAAGUAUUUAAGUGACCUUGACCUAAAAACUUCUCAAUUUUUCUUGUAGGGAAGAUUUUCUUUUCAGAUGGGAUUAGGCUUUGUGCUACUGGCCCUGAGAGGGUCAGGGAACACCUGCUUAGUUGGACUAGGCCUUGUUAGGCUAAAAAUAAGCUCUUCUUGUGUUUUACAUUUAACUAAAAUUUUUUAUUAUUAACCAGAGAGCUUAUUCUAAACUAUUUGGUACUGUUUUUCUACUUGUCUGCAGUAGCCUCAUAGUAGAAAACAGUUAUGGAAGUGUCAAGCAAGAAUAAGGAGCUGAUAACAAAUAAACACAGAAAGGGGAUUAUAAUCACGUCUAGUUAAAUUUGGUUUAUUUCAGGUUUGUACCAAAAUAUAUUCCAGGCAACCAGGCAACUCCUCAGAUCAUCAUUUUCACAGUCUCAUAAGCCUUAUGCACCACUGUCGUUCCAAAAGCUGCCAGGACUCUGGAAGUCAAGUGGUCCGGCCCCUCGGCCCAGGAAUAUAGUUACAAUCCACAUGAUUGAUAGGUUGAGAAGAGGCAAUACCCAUGGACUCUCCGACCUUUUAUCCUGGUAGGUUAGGGUGUGACUUUAGGACGAUAUACUUUGGUGUUGAAUAUUAAUCAGUGAAAAAGAUUAGAGAGUAGAAGUUCUAUGUUUUGCUCCUAUAGCUCUUUGGAGCUUCACCCACGUCACCAGCAGCUGGAAGACAGCCUUCAGUGCUCUACCCGCACUGUACCCUAGGGCAGGUGUUAUACUAGUCUUGAUUGUUCAAGAAUUCACUUUACGGAGAGAGUAACAGAAACCCGGGCCUCAAGUACUUCCCCAGUUUCAGAUUAGGUAGCGGAUUAAAAUAAGCUAACCAGUAGACAAUAAGAAGAAAUUGGGGAAUGGUGGCAGGUAGCAGUCAGACCUAGGAAUCAGGACACUCCCUUAACCAGUCUUGCUCAGUUUCAUGAUCUAAGCAGAAUCUAAGAGAAAAAAGACUUGAUUUUUUCUCCCCCUCAAGUCAUGAAGGCCAUUGAAAUGUGAUUAUUCUCCUAAAAUUACUUCCAAUUCUUCCAGGUCCUUCUGGAAAGCUGAAUCCUAGGGAGACAAGAGAAUAAUAAGACUAGGACUCAAAAUCUAAGCCAACAUUUCCAAAACCAUUGGUACCUGAGAAUGGGCCCUUUGCUUCCUUGCUAAGCUGUUAUCAUAGUCUUUUUCCUACUUUCCCAGAAGAGCCUGGAACCUACGAAAUCUGUCUCCUCCCCUAGGUGAGAUGUAUACAAAACAGCCCACAUGCAAAAGGAGGAAAUAAGACCUCAAGGGAAGAUAUUCUUUCCUGAAAAGGUCACAUAAUGACUCAGUGAAGGAUCCCUGUGUUAGUAAAGGUCUUAAAUAUUACCUCUUUAGUGACAUUUGGCAGCUCCAGGGCCAACUUCAUCCACCGUUUAGCUUCAGGGUUUUCUCCUAGUUCUCUGUAGCACUGAGAAGAGACAACAGUGAAAACCUGGGAGAAAUGCUACCAGGAGACUAGAAGGGGAUGAAUAUGUGUGCCCUCAGAAGUUCCGAGAAAUAAUCAACACACAUACUUUCAUUUACGUUGAAAUAGGCAGGUGAGUUUACCUUGGAAAUAUAUAUCCUUCCUGCUUUGGAAAAUCCUGGCUGUAGUUCUUCAGCCUGGAGAAGGGAGAACACAUUUCAGUAAGGUGUUCCAAAGUCCAAGUCAGGCUAAAGUUUAUUGGAGAGUUCCAGUCCCCAACCUGGAGAUUGAUUCAGUGAAUCUAUAUUUUUUAUAAGCUUUUCUGAUGGUUCUGAUUUUCCCAUAGAACAGGCACACAUAAAACUGCCCUCUACUAGAAACCCCCUCCAAUAAUGUCCUCAGGAAAAAUAAGGUCACCCUGGCCUUUCUGGCUGCUGUCCACCCUUCCCUUCCUUCCCCAAUACCUUUAAGAAGCUCUGGAGGGCGUCCUGCACAGUGGCACCGAGAGGGCUUUCACACAAAGCUGUCGCAGUUUUUUUUUCUAGCCAGCUUAGGUGAGAGACCUGCCACCAAAAGAUCAAGGUGUGACUAAAAAGUAUCUUUAGGAACAUUGAAUGUUCUGUACUGAAAGCAAACAGGGCCAAAUAGGACUGGGUCUAAUCACCACUAACAUGGCCGCUUAGAGGAAAUAACACAUAAGCCAGAGAGACCUGCCAUCAAAAGAUCAAGGUGUGACUAAAAACUUAAGUAUCUUUAGGAACAUUGAAUGUUCUGUACUGAAAGCAAACAGGGCCAAAUAGGACUGGGUCUAAUCACCACUAACGUGGCCACUUAGAGGAAAUAACACAUAAGCCAGACCAGGCUGAGGACCCUGCUCUUCCUUGCAAGGUGAUCAGUGUCUCAGGACAGUUAGUUAGGGCCCUUAUGUCAAGCCCUGGAAUUUAGCUUACCUGGUAGCACCACCUGCCAAGGAGAAAGUAUGCCAUGGGGUUUUCUGGCUUGAGAGCAAUGGCUUUGUCCACAUGCUCCUGAGGGGAAAAUAUAAACAUAAGCUAACAUCAGAUAGCAGAGUUACUAAGGGAACAGAGGUAAGUCACAGAGGCUGUAGGAACACCUUUGCAAGGAGCUAGGACGCAGCAGGGAAUCUGGACUACACCAGCACCAGGGAAGGAGGAGAAGCCUUUCCUCACCUUGAAGCUAAAGCCACUCUGGAUGCGCCUCUGGAUGCCCUCAUGCUCAGCCAGCUGACCACAAAGCACUGCAUACCUAGGGGGAAGCAGCAGCAAGCUCAGGGACAAGGACUGAGUACUGUCCCUGCCAGUAUUGGGAUUCCCACCCAUGGGCAAUUGCACUGCCCCUGCAUCCUUAUCCAGAGAUGAAAAUAUCAUUUCCAUCUGUACAUAAUUCCUCUUUUAACAGACUUGUGGUCCCAAUUCAUAUUCUUUAGCAGAUACAGUGGUAGGCUCACAAUUCUCCAAAGUACCCUAGGUACAAAAAAGGGGGGGUCUUCCACAAUAAAGCUCUUUUAUACUUAAUAUUUAGGCAAGGUCUCAGUCCAAAUUUCCCCUCAUAAUGAGUAUAGCCAUAGCUAUCAUAAACACUUAAGCAGGUAUCUAGAAAUCAGCAUCAACGUAUAAGAGACCUGAGUACACUGCUUUUUGUCUCCUGAGCAGACAUUAAAGGAGAAGGUCUCAUUAGCCUUGGAAGUAUACAGGUAUAUCAUUGGGAAGCUGUUUGGGAAUGGGAUUCUCUAGGAAUUUCUAAUGUUAGCUUGGGAACCAACAGAAGCAGAGGAAGAAAAGGCCUCCGACUUCAGCCCUCUCCUCUACAUCCUCCCUCCAGGAGAACAAAGGCAGCCAGCUUCCUACCUUCUGCCUUCAGAAACGAAGGCAGAAGAUAUUACCCCCAUCCCCUCUGCAUUCUUUCUAGAAGCAGUUGACAAAUGAGUGUCUAAAGGCCCAAGUUGCUUUUUUGUGUACUCACUAAAUAUCUGGGGGUAUUUGUAUCGGAUACUUCCAGAGGCUCAUUUCCAGUUUAGUCCAAACAGCUGUUCCCCAGGAAAAGCUAAGAAAGUAUGAGGUCAAUUUCCAUCCUUGGGACCCCAGGAGCCCCAAGAGAGCCCACAGGGAAACAGCACCUGUGACACCCAAGAAACAGUGACCUGGUGUCUGAGAAGAGGCGCUGCAGAGACAAAGUUUCAGCAACAGAUGGAGAAACAGCCUCUCCCAGCUCACAGUCUGCGGGCAGAGUUAUGGGAAGCAGGGAGGUGGAAAAGGAACAUUUUCACUAAAACUGAGGCGCUGGAACCACGCCCCCAGGACACAGGUUGGCCCUGACCCACAUGGGUUGGCAGAACUUUGCCUCACAUCAGACCACAAACAGGGCUGAUGGUUUGGUAAUAUUAAUGACUGCUGAACUUCCUGGGGGUGAGCUCACAUCUAGUUUUCCUCACGCGAGCCAAGCGAAGAAGCCAAAGUCCACCACCAGCCAGGGAUCGCAGCUAGGGGAAUGAAGAGCUUGUGUGGGAGAGGGGAACUGCCAACGUCCCAGCCUCUCUGAGGAGCCAAGAACCCACAAGUUUUGUAGCCAGGGGUGACUAACAAAGCUACUCGUUUUUCUAAGCUUCACCAGAAAGAAAACUACUAUUCCCCCUUCCCUCAUCCCCAAGGCACUUCCCAAAGCAAACUCCCCUGGGUCCCUAGCUUGGGGAAGGAUGGGACACAUGAAAAUAAAGGCCAGAGCUCCCUCUCCUGGUGCCUCUGGCAAAUGCCUCUUUGGCCACAGGGCAGAGAAACAAGGGCUCUCUCCUCCACUCUAACCCAUGCUGGCUCUUCCUGGGACCCUGCGGGGUGUUAUUACCACUGGUGACACUCAGCAUUCUCAUUCCCCUUCUCCAGAGCGGCCUCCGCUGCUUCUUUUCCUGUAAGACAGAGGUGAUCCAGAGUUGACAAGGGCUCCCAUGCACCCUUCCACGGGAGAGGCUGUGGGAAGAAGAAUGACUGCUCUAGCUCUCACCAACCCCCACCCAAACGGGACUUGUAAAUACUUAGGCACUUGAGCAGAAUGAAGAGCUGCAAAUAGCUUUUCAGGGAUGACUUCUGCUUCACCUUGCUCUCCUAUCCAUCAUCAGCUGCCCCAGCUCCCUUAUUUUUAUAAUACCCACCUGAUAUGCUUGAAGCAUUUCAAAUAUAAAAGGACUCAAAGGCAAUCAGAAACUGUCCCCAAUAGACCAUUACCCUGGAGAGUUUUUGAUUUGGGGUCUGGAUAGGCUUCAGGGUGUCCAUGAAUCCCACUGAAGUUGUAUAUAAUUUUAGGAAUAUGUGUGUUUUAUUGAGGAGAGGGUCCACAGCUUUGAUCAAAUUCUCAAGAGGGCGACUUCCCUGGUGGCACAGUUGUUAAGAAUCCGCUUGCCAAUGCAGGGGACACGGGUUCAAGCCCUGGUCGGGGAACUAAGAUCCCACAUGCCUUGGAGCAACUAAGCCCAUGUGCCACAACUACUGAAGCCUGCGCACCUAGAGCCCGUGUACCACAACAAAGAGUAGCCCCUGCUCGCUGCAACUAGAGAAAGCCUGCAUGCAGCAAUGAAGACCCAGUGCAGCCAAACAAACAUUAAAAAAAAAAAAUUCUCAAGAGGAUCCAUGAUCUAGGAACAUUAAUCAUGGCCCUAGGCCAGAACUCCUCACCAGAGCCAAAUGGACUGGGAUCUGACCAAAGAUGAGUUUCAUGUAGUUCUUCCCCAAGUUUUCCAGGCACCAAAACUAACAGAAAUCAAGGCCUAAACACAUGUAGGCUCUUGACAAGGGUCCCCUAGAAUGUCAAGGAGCUGGAGCCCUUCAGAUGAGGACCAUCACGCCUACACACUGGAGAAAAGAGAACACUGCAAAAUGGGAAAUCUGAUUAGAACAGAGAGGGCUUCCAUAAAAAAGAAUGAAAUAAUGCCACCUGUAGCAACAUGAAUAGACCUAGAGAUUAUCAUACUAAGUAAGAGAAAGACAAAUAUGAUAUCACUAUAUGUGGAAUGUGAAAAAAUGAUACAAAUAGGGACUUCACUGGUGGCGCAGUGGUUGGGAAUCCACCUGCCAAUUCAAGGGACACAGGUUCAAGCCCUGGUCCGGGAAGAUCCCACAUGCCACGCAGCAGCUGAGCCCACGCGCCACAACUACUGAGCCUGCGUGACACAACUACUGGAGCCCACACACCUAGAGCCUGUGCUCUGCAACAAGAGAAGCUGCCACAGUGAGAAGCCCCUGCACCGCAAUGAAGAGUGGCCCCCGCUUGCUGCAACUAGAGAAAGCCCGCAUGCAGCCACAAAGACCCAAUGUAGCCAAUAAAUGAAUUUAAAAAAUUUUUUUAAAUGAUACAAAUAAACUUAUUUACCAAACAGAAACAGACUCAUAUAGAAAACAAACUGGUUACUAAAGGGGAAAGAAGAGGGGAGGGAUAAAUUUGGAAUUUGAGACUGACAGAUACAGAUUACAUAUUAAAUAAACAAGGACCUACUAUAUAGCACAGGGAACUAUAUUCAAUACCUUGUAAUAAACUAUAAUGGAAAAGAAUCUGAAAAAGUAUAUAUAUGUAUAACUGAAUCCCUUUGCUGUACAUCUGAA
Molecule: messenger RNA, 8714 nt
Organism: Mesoplodon densirostris (Blainville's beaked whale)
Lineage: Eukaryota; Metazoa; Chordata; Mammalia; Artiodactyla; Ziphiidae
Gene: RAD51
Product: RAD51 recombinase
Exons: 10
Coding region: 318-1337 (339 amino acids)
Biological process (GO): DNA strand invasion; double-strand break repair via homologous recombination; reciprocal meiotic recombination
Cellular component (GO): condensed nuclear chromosome
Molecular function (GO): double-stranded DNA binding; ATP binding; single-stranded DNA binding
Source: RefSeq, a predicted model, not a curated record